Messenger RNA from Fusarium vanettenii 77-13-4, 1092 nucleotides. RefSeq lists its product as uncharacterized. NCBI's taxonomy places the organism in Eukaryota, Fungi, Ascomycota, Sordariomycetes, Hypocreales, Nectriaceae. Bases 6 to 881 code for a protein of 291 amino acids. Gene Ontology annotation, molecular function: oxidoreductase activity. Gene Ontology annotation, cellular component: cytosol. The transcript has 2 exons. The record is from RefSeq and is a predicted model, not a curated record.
CGAACAUGACUCUGGGCAAAAAGCACGAUUGCGAGUUCGACUCUGACCCUCGCCAGAACAAGGAGCUUGCCAACUCGCUCAGAGACAAGCAUGUCAUCAUUGCCGGUGCCGGUCGAGGCAUCGGCCGUGCCACAGCUGAACUGUUCGCAUAUACAGCCAUCUCGUCCCUGAGCAUUUUCGCUCUCGAACUCACCGAGGUUAACGAGACAGGUCGCCUCUGCAGCGCCAUCAACCCAGCUCUCGCGGUGCGGACAGCCGCGCUUGAUGUUACUGAUUUCUCGGCUGUGCAGCAAUUUGUGGACAGGACAGCACAUGAAUUUGGCCGCAUCGACGUCGUCUUUAUGAACGCGGGCCGUCCUCCACAGUUUCUGCCGGUGCACGAGUCUGAACCGACCAUCUGGUGGGACACGGUUGCCAUCUCGCUACAAGGAUCGUUCAACUUGGCGCGCGCCACCCUGCCGCUCAUGCGCCAAUCUUCAAACGGCGGAACGUUGAUCUUCACGUCAAGCGCCGGCGCCCAUGCCACCGAGGGCAUGGGUAGCUAUACGAUCGGCAAGCUUGGAGUGAGUAGGCUGGCAGAAAUCUUAUACCACGAGAACAAGCAUGCUGGAAUUCGGACGUUUAGCCUCCACCCGGGUAAGUCAGCCAAGGCAGUGGUAAGCUUCUUUAAAGACAUACCUUUCGAUACGCCACAAAUGCCGGCAGGUAUGGUGGUGGUGUUGGCGAGCGGAAGGUUGGACUUUCUGUCAGGAAGGUAUGUGGACUCGACUAAGACUGUGGCGGAGUAUAUUGCGGACAAAGACGGGAUUCUGAAUGAGGAUGCUUAUAGGGUAAAGCUUCUACUUGGGAGGGGCGAGUUCCUCCCGGAGUGGAAGGAUUAGUCCAAAGCUUAGGUAGUCGUUGUUGUGAGAGGCGGCGGCAGAUGGCCACCCAGUGGGAAACUUGACCUAGCUAUACGGCGUCUGGACGUUAAGAGGUUUUUUUUCCUUUACGUCUUGCUUGAUCGACUUUCACCAUCCAGCGCAAAACAUAAGAAUGUAGCAUAAUACAUACAAAGCUGAGACCUGGGAACUAUAUCUGUUCAUUAGAGAU